Liolophura sinensis is the source of this 740-nucleotide messenger RNA. RefSeq lists its product as uncharacterized. Lineage: Eukaryota; Metazoa; Mollusca; Polyplacophora; Chitonida; Chitonidae. The transcript is spliced from 6 exons. The record is from RefSeq and is a predicted model, not a curated record. The coding region runs from base 13 to 534 and encodes 173 amino acids.
CUGCAAGUCAGUAUGAAUGACACAGAUGAAGAUGAACAAGGUGUGCAGGUUCGGUCUUGUAUUGUGAGGAGCGGAUCAGCCAGCUUGUCAUUCAUCGAAAACUACUGCGUGGUUCCAGACAAAGCGAGGUUGUUUCGACUUCCGGGGUUUGUCUCUGGGGGUAAACAGGCGAUUUUCCCCAUUAAACUGUUCGCUUUGGAGGAAUCGAAAGCCAGAAACCUCAUAUUUGAGUGUGUUAUAAGAAUUUGUUCCAGAAACUGCAAUGGGCCAAACUGUCCACCGCCAGCAAGCGGGAGAAAGAGGCGAGCUGCUGGGGACAGGCCUUCAGAGAACAAAACCAUCACUAUGGCGACCAAAAUCGAAAUCUUACCCAACGAUGUGCUUACGUCAGGUUUUAACGAUCACCAGAUUUAUGAUGGAGGAAACCGGAGAGACCGGAGUAGAGCACCGACCUUUGCGAAGUCUCGAGCGAACUUCCCCACAUUUGACCCAUUUUUGCAGGUAAGACGAAUCAGCCGGAUUCGGAUUGUGUGAAGAGUGUAAAGAAUCUCGAUUUCAUCGUCACCGUGGCUGUCUUCGCUGUCUUCGCUGUCUUACUUAUCAUUGCUAUAGUAAUUAUCGUUUUCCUGCUUACCUCAAAGUGGAGUGAGCCACAGAAACAAGGGGGGUAAAUCUAGAACCCAUGUAGUUCAACCUAUGUAAAGAGCAGUCAGCCCUACACAUACAGUUAAAAUAAAUAU